AUGGGUCGCGGGCGCAGCGGUCGUGGAAGCGUCCGUGGAAAGGGCAAGGGCGAAGCUGGGGAGAAAUCUCAGUACAUCACGCGCGUCGACCUCUAUAAGUUCCUGUGCAAGUGGGAACUUCGGUCGUACCCAGACAAUCAAGGCAGGCCCCUGUUCGACCCUGCAUCUCGCCUGACCACGGAGCACCUGAGGAAGAUCCUGGACGGCGAUUGCAGUGAACUGUUGCGCCGACCCUUGAUGGGACUGAACUUGUCCUCUGCAUCGCUGGAUUCCGCGGCGCUCUUUGCCCCGAAACUGGCCUCAUCCCUGCCGCAAAUCCAAGCAAUGCUCGAGAAAGAAUCCCUCAAUGAAGCGGUCCGAUAUUUCAACCUGAACAGAGACGUCGAGCGAGACAGCAGCGCCUCGCAGGAAAUGUGCAAGGUCUAUUUCAAGCAGAUCCAGAAAGCUGCACGAGACCAGGGCACAGUGAUCGCUGAGGCUGCCGAAGCUGCUGCGGCCGUGUACACCGGUCUUGUGGCGCUGCUGGAAUUGGCGGCAAUCUCUGAAGACAUUCGCUGGUGGGCAAGCAAGGUUCCGGAAGUCAAGAAGCAGACCAAGCAUGUACAAGCUUGGCUUGCGCAUCCCAAAGAGGAAGAUCGGCUGUUCAAGGCCCUUGCUCACGGCAUCAAGGCGGACGAGAAAAAGAAUAUGCGCCGCGAGCGCACUUUCGGCCAGUUGGACGCCGAAGCUGCAGGGAGUUCCUCCUCGACACCACUUUCUGUCAAUGACUCUGACUCCAUUUCCACGGACUCGAGCUCGGCGCUCAGUGGCAAGAAGAAGAAGAAGAAGAACGCCCGGGCGCACAAGAAAAGCAACGAGGCCAAGCACAAGAAGCAUCGCAAGACGGAGAAGAAGGCAAAGGGACGCGAUGCUUCGGACCCCAAGGCAAAACGGGCCCGCCGCCAUACAAAGAAGACCUCCUCUUCCAGCGACUCGCCAAGUCGCAGCGUUCGCCAGAAGCAGCGGAAGGUCGAGCGUGGCAGUGACAGCACAUCGGCGGAAGCCGUCCCUGCUGCAGUCGCUGUGCUGCCGCCCUUUCGGGAAAUUUGGCCGCUGGCAGAGAUUCAAGCCUUUGAAACCAAAGCUCAAGAGCUGGCCACGGCAGCCGCUAGUACCCUGGUUCUCGAACGUGCUGGCUUGCGAUCCACGGCGGAAGAUGACGUCCUGCAAGCCAACGCUGAGCGCGUCUCCAAGCACAUUACUGAGAUGGUGCGCGAGGCCCGCCUGGCCUGGAUCCAAGAGUACGUCGCGGCGUCGGACGCGCUUCUGAAAGCCCAGAAGGCUCAGAGCCGGAUUUUGGAACUGGCAGAGCACGGGCUCACGCAGCUUGACCGCGUGAUCAAGCGCGAAGCUGCGGAGGAGCAGGCGAAGUCCGCAGUCGCGGACGUGGCGGCGCUGCGGGAGCAGCAGCUGCGAGUGGGACAGCGCGCGGAGCACUUUUACAGCUGCUUCCUGCAGCGAGUCUACGGCGAUGCUUUCAAGCCGUCGAAGGACUGGGUGUCCUCGGCACGCCUCGCCAUCUAUCCGGAUGCACGGCAGGGUGUGGACGAUGCAGCGGGCUUCGACUUCUUAGUCGUGGACACAGCGCAGCGCAUCGUGCCGAGCCGCGGCAAGCGGUCGACGCGCUGCUUCAUUGAGGUCAAGGGCAGCGCGGGCACCUUUCCGGGGAUGUUCUGCCUCAGCGCCAACGAGCAGCGCAAGCGGGAUGAGGUUACCGCCUCAAAGGGCGAGGGCAACGCGUAUGUCAUCGCCGUAGUCGACAACGUCGAGAAUUUGGAGCACGCUUCUCUUCGUCACUUCAUCUGGAGUGACGACGCGGCUAUGUUGCGGCUGGAAGCUGACUCCUACAUUGCGCGCGUGGAUCCUGCGCGUGGGACGCCCGUGUCAACAGGCCCUGCGGCCGCCCCCUCCGACGAACGGAGCCGAGCGGCGCCGCUGGCGCCGAAGGCCAAGGCCUGGGAAGCCAAGGCGGCUCCGAAGCCCAAGGCGGCCAGGAAGUUGUCAGUGUCGAUUCCGUCGGCAUCGGUCCCGGCGGUCAUCGGCAAAGGUGGCUCCACCAUUCGGUGGCUGCAGGAGGAGAGCGGGGCGCGCAUCCAGGUGGGUGAGACCACGCCCGCAGGUAUGGCCUCGGUGAGCCUCGAGGGCACCACGCAGCAGAUCGACGUCGCCAAGGAGAUGCUGCAGGUGGCCUAUGGCCGCGGAAGCAGCGAGCGGAGCGGCCGCAGCUGGCGCUCAGCUGCGUGGCAGUGA
Molecule: messenger RNA, 2289 nt
Organism: Symbiodinium natans
Lineage: Eukaryota; Dinophyceae; Suessiales; Symbiodiniaceae
Source: the annotation of a GenBank genome assembly